Molecule: messenger RNA, 1478 nt
Organism: Vitis riparia (riverbank grape)
Lineage: Eukaryota; Viridiplantae; Streptophyta; Magnoliopsida; Vitales; Vitaceae
Product: kinase-interacting family protein-like
Exons: 3
Coding region: 16-1245 (409 amino acids)
Molecular function (GO): actin binding
Source: RefSeq, a predicted model, not a curated record
CCUUCCGCCUUUUAAAUGAUCUCCUGUACACUCCCCCACCGUUUCCCACUUACACCUUCUCUCACUCCCAAUUUCUUCUCCUCUCUCUCUAUACCCUCCCUCACUCUCUGUCUCUGGCAACCUCCGAACUUCUCCGCAAUCAUUUUCUGGGCCAGACUGUUGGAGGUGAUGACGACGAAGGAAGAGAAAGGUACGUGUAAUCAAUCGCGUAGAAGCUGCUCCUCUCACCCUGCCUGGCUUCUCUCUACACUUGCUGAGAUGGAUGAGAGGAUGAAGAUGCUCGCACUGAACGGAAACACAAAAACGAAGGUAGAAGGCGGCGAUGCCACCGACACUUUUGCGCAGCGGGCAGAAUCCUACUACCAAAAACGGCCUCAGCUCUUGGCUUUGCUCCAAGACCUCUACAAUGCCUAUCUCACCUUAGCCGAUCGCUACUCCCAAACUCAAACUCUUGCCAAGCAGUAUCACCAUCAUCAUAGACGACAAAGCUCUAACCUAUCUCAAAUCCAAGCCCUCCAUCUCGAUGGACAGGGGGAUACAAACUCCUACGAUGAAGAAGACGACGACAUUGGUGCUGUCUCCGAUGUGGAGAGCUCCCUCUCCUACCAACCCCAACCCCCACCCAUGCAUGCGAAACUGGACGUGGAAGCCAUGAUAGCAGAGAUUGUGAUGAAGAACGUGGAAUGUGAUAUUCUGUUGCAUGAAGUGAGCACGGUGGAGCGGCGGUUUGGGGAGUCAACGAGGAAGAUAGAGCUGCAGAAGAGCUUGCUGGAGGUGCUGGAGUCGGAGAGGAUGAUACUGCUGAAUGAGAACGUGCGGCUGGGGUACAAGGUGAGCGCGCUGAUUGAGGAGAACAAGGGGCUGGCGUCGGAGUCCCUGUUCAUGAAGAGGAAGGCGGGGGAGCUGGCAAGGUGCGUGUUGAAGAUGAGGGAGGAUCACAGGGUGUGCAUGCUGAGUCGAAAAAUCGAAGAUCUGCAGGGGCAGAUAUAUGGGUUGGAGAAGAGGAACAAGGAGUACUAUGGGCAGCUGAUGAAAAGAGACCAAGAAGUUGAACAACUAUUUAAAAGCAAGAAUAAGAAGAAGAAGUUGGGUUUGGAGGUUUGUUUUCAAGUGCAUAAGUUGAAGAUGGUGGAGAAUGCUGAUGUGAAUGUGAAAGGGAAGGAUGGUGGGAAAGUUUUCAAGUGGUGGGAGAGGGUGAAGAACUUGGACUUGUUUAUAUGUGGGCCAAGCCCCGGCUCCAUUUGAUCAUUAUAUAUGUGUAUAGAGAGAGAGAGAGAGAGAUGGAUAUUAGCCAAAUGCCCUUCCAAUGUGCUGGAGAGAAGACGAUAUAUGUUGGGAUUUUGGGUUUUUAGGUAAGGUUGCUGAGAUGGUAUAAUAGAUAUAUUGGUAGCUCAGUUGUAAUGACUUCUUUAUAUGAAGUGAAUGAAUCAUGAUGCCAUUUUGAUAAAAAGGCUGGAAGGUAUCAUUUGGUAAAUUUU